AUGGCAGUAAACAAUCACACAACAGUGACCCAUUUCAUCCUCUUGGGACUGACAGCUCAACUAGAACUACAGUUCCCACUUUUUCUAAUGAUCCUACUAAUCUAUGUCAUCACUCUUGUGGGUAAUCUUGGAAUGAUUGGAUUGAUCAGAACUGACCUCCAACUUCACACACCUAUGUACUUCUUCCUCUUUAACUUGUCAAUUGUGGAUCUCUGUUAUUCUUCAGUUUUUGCUCCAAGGAUGCUGGUAAACUUCUUAGUGAAGAAUAAGACUAUUUCUUAUUCUGCAUGUAUUGUUCAGCACUUUUCAUUUGUUGUGUUUGUGACCACAGAGGGAUUCCUGCUAGCUGUCAUGGCCUAUGACCGUUAUGUAGCUAUUUGCAACCCACUACUUUACACCACACUUAUGCCCAAGAAAGUGUGCAUUUGGCUGGUAGCUGGAUCAUAUUUAGGGGGACUCUUUAAUUCAUUGAUACAUACUUGUGGCUUACUGAAGUUGUCAUUCUGUGGACCUAAUAUCAUCAACCAUUACUUCUGUGAUACAAACCCACUGUUGAAACUUACUUGCUCUGAUGACUAUAUCAAUGAGAUUAUGCUUGUAACCCUCUCUGGGAUCAUAGCUAUUUCCACACUUCUAAUUGUCAUAAUUUCCUAUCUCUACAUCAUCUUCUCAGUCCUGAGAAUGAGCUCCACAGGCAGGCACAAAGCCUUCUCCACCUGUGCCUCACAUCUGACAGCUGUAACCCUAUUCUAUGGGCCUGUGAGUUUAAGCCACAUACAGCCCAGUUCGAGAUACUCACUGGAACAAGAGAAAAUCUCUUCAGUAUGCUACACACUGAUCAUUCCCAUGCUAAAUCCACUGAUCUACAGUCUCAGGAACAAGGAGGUGAAAAAUGCACUUAGAAGGGUGUUUCUACGGAGCUUUGUAAAUAAAGUGUCUCUGUGGUCUUCCAGAAAAGAAGCGCCUCAAAUUAUUGGAACUGUCUAUAAACUAUAA
Rhea pennata is the source of this 996-nucleotide messenger RNA. Its product is annotated as olfactory receptor 5J3-like. Gene Ontology annotation, biological process: G protein-coupled receptor signaling pathway; sensory perception of smell. NCBI's taxonomy places the organism in Eukaryota, Metazoa, Chordata, Aves, Rheiformes, Rheidae. Gene Ontology annotation, cellular component: membrane. Bases 1 to 996 code for a protein of 331 amino acids. The record is from RefSeq and is a predicted model, not a curated record. The transcript is spliced from 2 exons. Gene Ontology annotation, molecular function: odorant binding; G protein-coupled receptor activity; olfactory receptor activity.